UAAUGUAAAAAAUAAACAGCAGAGCAAGUGUUGGUUGAGAUAUAAAUUGUAACGAAUUUUGGAUACUAUAUUUACUGAGAAAGGAUAAAAAUACGAAGGUUAAAGUUCCGAAAAAAGGAGAAAUGAGUGGUGAAAGUGAUGAUAUUUGUGUGCUUUCAUCUGUGGGAGAAGAUUCUGCUGAGAAUUCAGUAGAUUGCUCAGCUAACAUAAAUUCUAAGGAACACAAUGAAACUCGUGAUACAUGUGACGAUUUGACCCAAAAGGAGCAAAGGGAAACGCUUUACAUUCAAACUCGUCGGAAAUUGAACAAAGUCAAUCGCAUUUCCAAGAGCACUCUGCCACCAGCCCCGAGAACUCCUUCUAAAAGUGGAGUCAUCCUAGAAUCCAGUCUUGGAAAAUUCAAAGACAUCCAAGCUAUCUUUGAGAAAAAUAUUUUCAAUAGUAAAAAGACACCGGGAUCUCAAUCACGGAUUAAAUUGUCGCCAAAUAAUAUAACUAAAAAAUUUUCUGAUUACUUUUCCCUUCACAAAUCUCCUCGUCGCUCAUUGAAUUUCUUGGAAGUUGAAAAAAUGCCAGAUCCUAAAUUCAAAUCCGAGGAAAUUUAAAAAAAUGAUUUAUAAAUAAAUGCAUGAAUAAAUAAUUAAUU
Microplitis demolitor is the source of this 646-nucleotide messenger RNA. RefSeq lists its product as uncharacterized. The coding region runs from base 123 to 605 and encodes 160 amino acids. NCBI's taxonomy places the organism in Eukaryota, Metazoa, Arthropoda, Insecta, Hymenoptera, Braconidae. The transcript has 2 exons. The record is from RefSeq and is a predicted model, not a curated record.